CUGCUAAUUAGCGACCGAAAAAGAAGAAAAAAAAUUCACAAAUAUAGAUCCGAUCCCCUCGCCAGAACUCCAGACCGAGUCCAGCAACAAAAAACCUAGAAAUCGAGAACUAAAAGCUCAAAAACUCCGAAUCCGCGAAUCCAGUAACGAGCGCUGGUCCGAAGACAAUGCAGCAGGGGGACGGUUCAGAGACGCAGGUGACGUGGGAAGACCAACAGAACAUCAACAAAUUUGGGAGACUCAACAAUCGAUUCCAUGAGCUUGAGGAUGAGAUCAAGGCCGCCAAAGAAUUAAAUGAAAGCUUGGAGGAUGCGGGGAACGAGCUUAUCCUCUCUGACGAGGAUGUGGUCAGAUUCCAAAUAGGUGAAGUCUUCACUCACAUGCCAAGGGAAGAUGUUGAGGAGCGGUUAGAAAAGAUGAAAGAGGAAGCUAGCAAGGAUCUUGAGAAACUGGAGGAAGAGAAGGAAUCAUUGGUUGCUCAAAUGGCGGAGCUGAAGAAGAUCCUUUAUGGGAAGUUUAAGGACUCCAUCAAUUUAGAGGAGGAUUGAUUCAAGUCUGUUGCAUCGCCCCAUUUCUAGUCGUUGGAGUUCUUGACUUACUCCUGUAUGGCUUGAUACUUUUGUGGCAUUUUGAUUGUUUGUUUAUGUUUGAUUAGCUAUGGUGUUUGUGCAAAUUUGAAAGUGAAAGUUCUAGUAUUUUUAUGAUUCUGUUUUUGCUAGUAUGCAAUAUAUGCUAGAUUCCUUGAGUA
Molecule: messenger RNA, 748 nt
Organism: Asparagus officinalis (garden asparagus)
Lineage: Eukaryota; Viridiplantae; Streptophyta; Magnoliopsida; Asparagales; Asparagaceae
Product: probable prefoldin subunit 4
Exons: 3
Coding region: 168-548 (126 amino acids)
Biological process (GO): protein folding
Cellular component (GO): prefoldin complex; cytoplasm
Source: RefSeq, a predicted model, not a curated record